This is a messenger RNA of Acanthamoeba castellanii str. Neff, 702 nucleotides long. RefSeq names its product Actinrelated protein 5, putative. The annotation marks the transcript as partial. NCBI's taxonomy places the organism in Eukaryota, Discosea, Longamoebia, Acanthamoebidae. The transcript has 6 exons. The record is from RefSeq and is a predicted model, not a curated record. Gene Ontology annotation, biological process: regulation of DNA-templated transcription. Gene Ontology annotation, cellular component: cytoplasm; Ino80 complex.
AUGGAGGUGAGUGAAGAGGCAGCCAUAAUCAUUGACAACGUCAAGUUUAGGCCCGUGGUGGGCAAGGCUCGCGCGAAGAAGGGCGGAGAGGAGGCGCUGCGCACGUAUGUGGGCAACGACGUGCUGAACGCCGACAUCGCCCUCAACAACCUGCGCACGCCGUUCGACUCCAGCAUCGUCACUCGACUCGACGUCCAGGAGCAAAUCUUGGACCACAUCUUCACGAACCUACGAAUCGAUAGCGAUCGCAUCACCAACCCCAUCGUCAUGACCGAAGUCCUGUGCAACCCCAGCUACUGCAGACAACAGAUGUCGGAGCUCCUGUUCGAAUGCUACGGGGCGCCGUCGGUGUGCUACGGCGUGGACGCGCUGUUCUCGUACUACUUCAACAAGAAGCGCCUGCCGUUGGAGGGGCGCGACGGGUUGAUCAUCGCCAGCGGCAACCUCGCGACGCACCACCUCCUCAUCGCCGACGACAAGCUCGACGGAUCGGCAGUCAAACGAAUUCCUCUUGGCGGCGGGCGAGCGACCGACUUUCUGCAGCAGGUGCUGCAGCUCAAGUACCCCUACGAGAAGACGCUGUUCGCCACCCCUCGAGUAGAGCAAAUGAAAGAGCAGCACUGCUACGUGGCGUUGGACUACCUGGAGGAACUGCGGCUCUUUCACUACGACCGGGACUUCACAAACCGGCAGAUGCGGACC